Messenger RNA from Aspergillus eucalypticola CBS 122712, 912 nucleotides. RefSeq lists its product as uncharacterized. Bases 1 to 912 code for a protein of 303 amino acids. The record is from RefSeq and is a predicted model, not a curated record. The transcript has 2 exons. NCBI's taxonomy places the organism in Eukaryota, Fungi, Ascomycota, Eurotiomycetes, Eurotiales, Aspergillaceae.
AUGUAUAAGGAUGAAAGACAAGGAAGGAGAAAAAACAGAGAACGUCCGCAGGCGGAAAAGAAGGGGAGUUGGGAAAAAAGCCAAAGCAGGAGAGAGAACAUCCUCAUUCUCAUUUCCACCUAUUUAUCUACUUAUCCUCAUCUAUCCUCACAACCAAACCAAAAAUGCGCCCUAACCAACCCACCCCCUCCACCUCCACACUUCUUUCCCUUCUUCAUCAUCAUCCUCAUCCGACCGCAACAACAAAAUGUCCACCUCAACACACGCAACAUCAACAAUAAUCCCACCCCAUCCACACCCCCGACUACCUCCAACGCCAUUAAUGCCAAUCCCAGCAGCGGCGGUGGUGGUCCAUCCUCCCCAUCCCUCUCCGUCACUCUCUCCAUCCCAUCCACCACCCCAACUCCACUCAGCUCCACAACAGCCAGUCCCACCUCCUCGCCCACUUCCUCUCCCAUUCCCCGCCGCCGUCGCUUCAACAAUAACCACUACUACAACAACGCUAUCGGCAGCCUCAACACCACCUCCCUCUCUGACUACAACUAUGGCCAAGAUUACUACUUUGGCAGAAGUAGUAAUAAUCGCAGCCGCAGCCAAAGUCCCUUCCGGUACUACCACCACCACCACCGCCCCUCAUCCAUGUCGAUGAUGCUGCUACGGCGACGGCCCUCGAAGGUCGAUUUGGCCCUCUCGGAGGAGCGAUCCCGUGCGGAUGAGGAUAAGAUUGAGCGGCUGGGAUUGGAUUUGAUGGAGCCGAGACCCGUGGAUCCGUUAUUGGGGGUGGGGUUCGCGUUGGAUAGUAUGGAUGAUAGUGUUUUUGGGGCGGUCGAUGGGGGCGUGUGGGAGAGGAGUGCUUCCCAGCCGAGGUUUGUGAUGGGUGGGAUUUUUGAGGUUAUGGAGGGGAGGGGGUGA